AGGUGGAAGUACGCGCUAGGAAGGAAAGCAGCAUUUGUCAGGAAGGUGCUAAAGUCGAGAGCGGGAGAGGUUGUGUUUGACAAAGGAGACCUGGUGCAAGUGUUCCGAAACAACCUAGCCGACACAGUCAGCAACAAGAGGAAGCUGACAAGCUGGUGGUCCGAGCUGCACAGAGUUGAAGAGCGCAUACUCAACUUCUAUCAGCUGAAGACAAUCGAGGGAGUGCAAAUCGAGGGCAGAUACAAUGCCAGAAGACUGUCAGGGGAACCCCUGCUUUUGUCCGAUCAUCAUGGGAUCUUGCAUGUGACCGUGCACGUGCCAUCUGUCAGGCGUCACAUGCUUUGGUCCGGACUUCCCUGCCAAGCACAACCACAUGACACUCCGGCCCGGACCCCUAUUGUUCCGACGGUCCGGCUCCCAUUGUUCUCCCUGAUCUGGCCCCUCAUUGUUCCCUGGCCCCAUUGUCUGGCGCUUCCAUUGUGCUUGGUCAUCCAUUGUUCUGUAGGCUAUAUAUAG
Mycena citricolor is the source of this 516-nucleotide messenger RNA. The record is from the annotation of a GenBank genome assembly. Lineage: Eukaryota; Fungi; Basidiomycota; Agaricomycetes; Agaricales; Mycenaceae.